GAACACACAGUGCCUCUUUGUAAACUAUCCGGCGGCUUCAGUCUGCAUCAUGUCGCGAAAAUGAUUGAAAAUAAAAAAUGAAACGUUAAAAUGAAUAAAAAUCAGAUUUUUCUUCACGUCGACGGAAGGAGAAGAUUACAACAGCUGGUCUGAGAUGGAGCUUUCAGCAUUACUUCAUGAGCUUCAUCUUGGCCCCGCCUACUCCUCAGAGACGCCCCGCCCCUCAGCCUCUCCUCCUCCAAUCACAGAGCUGCUCUCUGUGCUGCGGGAGAAGCUGAUUGGUCCGUCCUCCGACUCCGAAACGAGCUCUCUGGUUAGCCGCGUCGAACGGCUCUUCCAAAUGGCCGAUCCCCAUUGGCUCUUCUUGGCCAAUCAGGAUGGAGGGUGGGCGGAGCUUCGGGCGGAGUACGUCUCUGUGGUCUGCGCUCUGAUUGGCUGCGCCGCUCUGCCCCUGUGUGAUGACGACUGCAGCUCGCUGCCGGCUGCAGCCUAUCAGAGCGUCCCAAGCAGAGCGGUGGCGGUAAGCUCCGCCCUCGCCGCUCUGCUGAGGACCCUGGGAAAUGGAGGCGGACAGAGCGGCGUGCUGCACGCGGUGGCGCCCCCUGUGUGUGUGUUUGCCAUCACACACCUCCAGGUUCAGCCGUGGAGCAGCUCCUCGUCCAGAGCUGCCGCCCAUAGCCUGCAGGAGGAGCUGCUGAGGGCGGGGGGGUGGAGGGACUCCCCCCACCUCCUGCUGGGAGAUGGGAGGCAGGAGGAGCAGCAGCAGGAGGAGGAGCAGCAGGAGGAGCAGCAGGAGAAGCAGCAGGAGGAGCAGGGGAGGAAAGGGAUCCUGGGAGGAGUCCUGGACGUCUUGCAGCCUCAACUGACCAAGGACUCGUGGCAGCGCUGUGAGUCAGUGAAGUUGGUGUUUGCGUGGACGCUACUGCAGGUGACUCGCCCCUCCCUUUCCCCUCACCUGUCCCGCCUCCUACCCCCCUCCCUCCUCCUCAACGACCACUACAGACCAGAGAACUGCAUGCUGGGAGUUCGCUGUCUGCACCACAUUGUACUGAACACGACGGCUGCAGAUCUUCGUCAGUUCAACAGAGCAGAAGUUGUUUAUCAGGCGUUGUUCAAACACCUUUACAGCACCGAACCUGCUGUCAUCCAGUUGGUUCUCUCGUGUCUCUUGGAUGUGUUGUUGGUCUUGGAGACGCCCCCCUCGUCCCUAGGCCCCUCCUCCUCUCGCAGGAAGUCCUGCCGCCAUGACGACGUGCUUCGUCUGGUGCUGACCCACAUGGAGGCGGAGAACAAGGUAGCACUGCGGCGCGUCUACGCCGCCGCUCUGCCGCCGUACGUUGACAGAAUGGGCGUGGCCGUGUGCAGACACCUGCGGCGGCUGCAGCGGGUGCUUCUGGGAUACCUGGAGGUCUCUGACCCACCGGAGGAGACGAGUCGACUGAAGAUCCUCCAAGUCCUGCAGAAGACCUGCAGAGCAGCCUGGCCCCGGAUGGAGAGCCGUGUGGACAUGUUGCUCUGCUGCCUGUUGAAGCUACUCGUCUCCGUGUCCUCUGACCGUCAGCUCAGUGAGACAGUGAGACAGAUGCUGAUGGACCAAACCUCCCUCUGUCUCAAACUGCUGGACGGCUGUUGCCACGGAGACAUCCAGCGUGUCCUCCAGCAGGUGGACAGCAGCUGCUGCAGCCCUGAGGUGCUGCGUUGCCUGGCAACAGUCAGCGGUGAUGUCACAGCUGCAGGUGUGUCCUGAUGCUGCAGGGAGUCCAGCUGGUCCAGUCUGUGUCUCAGUCCCAGUAAAGUGUCCUCUGUCUCCAGCCGUCUCACCGUCAGAUUGUCCUGCUGCGUCCACAGACUGCAGCGCAGACGAGCCUCCACAACAAACAAACAAACAAACAAACAAACAGUCAGGUUGGACUCGUUAAUGCACCGAACACUUGCGCUUGUUCUGUUAAAUUCUCAUCCAGUCCUAUGGAAGCAGCUCUGUGAUGUGUUUGUGUUUGUGAUGAGGACUUGGAGUCUGAAUCUGAUCUGACAGACGACAGGAUUUACAUCUUUAAAUCUCAAACUAAAUCAAACUGUUGAGAAACAGUCUGAAAGUAUUCUCCAGAGUUAAAAGCAGCUGUUGAUAUAAAGUCACACUGAUUGUCUGGAAUUCACUGUUUCACUAAAAUAAUGUGACUUUUAGUUGAAGAGCAGAAAAUGAAUGCUGCUGUUCCGUUGAUAUUAAAAUAUUGUUUUUA
Centropristis striata (black sea bass) is the source of this 2237-nucleotide messenger RNA. RefSeq names its product TELO2 interacting protein 2 (gene tti2). The transcript is spliced from 11 exons. The record is from RefSeq and is a predicted model, not a curated record. The coding region runs from base 155 to 1747 and encodes 530 amino acids. NCBI's taxonomy places the organism in Eukaryota, Metazoa, Chordata, Actinopteri, Perciformes, Serranidae. Gene Ontology annotation, cellular component: nucleoplasm; cytosol; centrosome.